Molecule: messenger RNA, 2304 nt
Organism: Anopheles funestus (African malaria mosquito)
Lineage: Eukaryota; Metazoa; Arthropoda; Insecta; Diptera; Culicidae
Product: putative fatty acyl-CoA reductase CG8306
Exons: 11
Coding region: 197-1726 (509 amino acids)
Biological process (GO): long-chain fatty-acyl-CoA metabolic process
Cellular component (GO): peroxisome
Molecular function (GO): alcohol-forming very long-chain fatty acyl-CoA reductase (NADP+) activity
Source: RefSeq, a predicted model, not a curated record
AACCAGCACGGCCAAACGAUCAUCUCCUUUCCGAGUCAAAACGUUGCGCGAUCGCGAUCGAUCUCUUGAGUGCGUUUGUUUUGUGUUGUGUGUGUGUGUGUCGAGUCUGUCGAGUGCUACGCCACGGUCCAAGAGUACCGUGUGUGCGUGAUUUCAUCUUCAAGUGGCUGAAACGAAUAUCGUACAAACGUUAAAGAUGGCUAGCGAGGUGCAAAAUUUUUACAAAAACAAGUACAUCUUUCUCACCGGUGGUACGGGCUUUCUGGGUGUUGCUAUCAUCGAUAAGAUUCUGCGUUCUUCACCAGAGGUUGGCGGCAUCUAUCUGCUGAUGCGCCCCAAGAAGGGUAAAGCGAUCCAGGAAAGACUGCAGGAUCUAACGAAAAACUCGGUGUUUGAGCAACUGUUGGAAAGUCAAUCGGCCGACAUCUUCAAGAAGCUGAUCCCAGUGUCGGGUGAUGUGGGUGAAAACUUUCUGGGACUUUCGCAAGCCGAUCAGGCUAUGAUCGUGGAAAACACCAACGUGGUUAUUCAUUCGGCGGCUACGCUCGACUUCCAGGCUACGCUUCGACCAACGGUCAAUAUCAAUCUGCUCGGCACCAAGCGUGUACUGGAGCUGUGCACGAGAAUGAGAAAUCUGAAGAGCAUGGUGCACAUAUCCAGCGCGUACGUUAAUUCGUACCUUACGGAAGCCGAAGAGAAGCUGUAUCCCUGCACGGAAACCGCACAGAAGGUAGUCGAUCUAGUGGACACGCUGAACGAUUCGGCGCUGGACGAGCUGUUGCCAAAGCUACUUAAGGACCAUCCGAAUGCUUACACGUUCACCAAGCAGCUGGCGGAGCACGAGGUUAACAAACAUGCGGCACAGUUCCCGUGUGCUAUCAUUCGUCCGAGCAUGAUUACCGGUGCCUGGAAGGAACCAACACCUGGUUGGACUAUCUCGAAGAAUGGUCCACAAGGUUUCCUGAUGGGUGCAUCCAAGGGUGUCAUCCGACGACUUCCUGUCGGUGUAGAUCUUGUGUAUGACUACAUCCCGGUCGAUGCGGUCGUCAACCAAACGCUCGUGCUGGGCUGGUACAUGGGAACUAACAGCUUCCGGGAGGUGAAAGUAUUCCACUGCACCACAAGCACAUCGAAUCCCUUCAAAUGGCGCUCGGUGGUUGACCAGAUGAACGAUUACCUGCACAAAUACCCGCUGAAGUCGGCCAUUUGGUACCCAAGGUUGAAGUUCGUCUCCAGCCUGUGGGUGUAUAAGCUGGCAUCGAUCUUUGUGCACAUUCUGCCCGCACUAGUGCUGGACUUUGUACUGCGAGUAACAGGUGGUCGUCCAAUGUUGAUGCGGCUUCAUACGAACGUGUGGGAUUCAUUAAAUCGGUUGGAGAAGUUCAUCUUUACCGAAUGGAAGUAUCACAAUCCGGCCACACAACAGCUCGCCCAAUCGUUGCCGGAAAAGGAUAAGGCACUGUUUAACUUUAACGUGUCCCAGCUCCAAUGGCCCGAUUAUUUCGUGCACCUUACGCAGGGCGUCCGACGGUAUCUCAACAAUGAGAAACCUAAAUCACUCGAUGCCGCCCGCAGGAAGGAUAAAAUACUGUUCAUCGUGGAUAUCGUGUUCCAGGUGCUUAUCUUCUCUCUGCUCGGAUGGUUGUUUACCACGCUGCUCGGAGCGUCUAGCAGCUCCUUCUGGUUGUACGGAGUUGGAAGUUAUCUGCUAUUCAAUCUUCUCUAGAUUGAUAGUCAAAUCAACAGAUAUCAACGUCCAGCGUGCAUGCAUUUCGAAACAUUGCAUUUCGCUCUUUACAAUCAACGUCCUUCAAUUUACAAUUUACUCAAACUCUUGCCUCAUCGGUUAAAUACACCUAUACCUCGCUAUAUGGCCGUAAUUUGGUUCGCGAAAAAAAUGAUUACGUUCUUCCAGCGUUAUACAAAUUGGUUUGGUUUUUUUUUCUUAAAUAAAUACCACACUUUUUCUUAAAGAUUUUGUUGUCCUCUCAGUGCAGUUAUAUUGAGGGAUAAAUGAAGGAUCGGAACAUUCCUCAGAAUAAUAUCACGGCGCUAUGCGAGGUGUAGGUGUACCGUAUUGUGUUGUUUAUAUGUCUGAUAAGAGAAAAUUCUUUCGCACAAGUGUUUCGGUAGAAACGUCUACGGUAUACUUUAUGGGACAAGUCUUUCGUUUUCUUUCUCUAACGAUAUUUCUAGCAAAUGUAAGCUAUUAGGCAGGCGCAUUACUUUCGUUUUGUUUUGUGGUUUAGGUCGUUGGAAUGCCGACUAAAUGAUAAUAAUAAUAAACAUGUUUUUGCUAAAUAA